GUCUUCGUGGUUGGGCACGAUUGGGGAGCUAUUGUGGCGUGGAAUCUAUGCGCUUUCAGGCCGGAUAAAGUUAAAGCUCUCGUCAACUUGAGCGUCGCCUUUUUCCCUAGAAAGCAGGCUUUCUGGCGCAUUGACACCUUGAGGGCAAUGUACGGCGACGAUUUGUAUAUUUGUCGAUUUCAGGAACCUGGAGAAGUGGAAGCUCAAUUAGCCGAACUUGAUACAGCCCUGUUCUUGAAGGGUUUGUUAACCUCUCGCUAUGCAGGCCCUUUUCUCAUACCAAAAGAUGACAGAUUUAAAGAAAGAUUUAGUCAAGAAAUCACGUUACCUGCUUGGCUUUCUGAAGCUGAUAUCGACUACUUCGCGACCAAACUCAACAAGACCGGCUUCACCGGUGGAAUUAAUUACUAUCGUAACAUAGACAAGAACUGGGAGCUCACUGCUCCAUGGGAUGAUAUUCAGAUAAAAGUUCCGACAAAGUUCAUCGUCGGCGAUCUCGAUUUAGCCUACCGUUGUGAAGGAAUGGAGGAUUACAUUCACAAGGGUGGGUUCAAAAGAGAUGUGCCGUUGUUGGAGGAUGUUGUUGUGAUGGAAGGGGUUGGACACUUCAUUAAUCAGGAGAAGGCUGAAGAAAUCUCGAACUAUAUUCUUGACUUCAUUCACAAGUUUUAAUCUGUUCUUCGAUGGAUUAAUGAUGUUAUUUCUGCUCCGCUUUUUCCUUUUAAAGUUUAAAUAAUGUCUCAUGGGAUUGAUCACACCACAAAUAUGAUAUGAUGUAACGUAAUAUUG
This is a messenger RNA of Phalaenopsis equestris, 789 nucleotides long. Its product is annotated as epoxide hydrolase A-like. The record is from RefSeq and is a predicted model, not a curated record. The annotation marks the transcript as partial. The transcript is spliced from 3 exons. Lineage: Eukaryota; Viridiplantae; Streptophyta; Magnoliopsida; Asparagales; Orchidaceae. Gene Ontology annotation, molecular function: hydrolase activity.